Molecule: messenger RNA, 2265 nt
Organism: Danio aesculapii
Lineage: Eukaryota; Metazoa; Chordata; Actinopteri; Cypriniformes; Danionidae
Exons: 5
Coding region: 1-2064 (687 amino acids)
Source: RefSeq, a predicted model, not a curated record
AUGUCCAGUCCAUCAGAUGUUCGUGGUGCAGUGAAGAGCACUUCUCACUGCUAUCUACAGCACAGCUCCUCCUCCUUUUCUUCCUCCUCCAUCAGCCUGUCUUCCUCUUCUUCUUCCUCCUCCUGUGUUUCUCUGUAUCUCUUCUUCCUCCUCUCCCCCUCCCCUCUCUUCCUCCUUCUCACCAUUUCUCCUCCUCCUCCUUUCUUUUCUCUUCCUCUUCCCCCUCCUAUUUCUCAUUCUCUUCCUCUUCCCCCUCGUCCUCCUCUUUCUCCUCCUCCUUUUCCUCCUCUUUCUCCUUCUCCUCUUCUUUCUCCUCCUCCUCCUUCUUCUCCUCCUUCUCUUCCUCCUCUUUCUCCUCCUCCUCCCCCUACUCCUUCUCCUCCUUCUCUUCCUCUUCCUCCUCUUUCUCGUCCUCCUCUCCCUCCUCUUUUUCUCCUCGUUCACCUCUUCCUCCUCCCCUCCUCUUUCUUGUCCUCCUCUCUCUCCUCUUUUCCUUCUCUUCUUCUUCCUUCUCUGUCUCCUCCUCCUCUAUCUCCCCUUCCUCGUCUUCCUCUUUCCCCUAUUUCUCAUCCUCCUCUUUUUCUUCCUCCUUUUUUCUUUCUCCUCCUCUUCUUAUUCUCCCUCCUUUUUUCCUCUUCAUCUUCCUCCUCUUUCUCCUCCUCUCCCUCCUCUCUUCCUCAUCUUCCACCACUUUCUCCUCUUUCUCCUCCUCUUCCUCCUCCCCCUCCCGCUUUCUCCUCUCCCUCCUCUUUUCCUUCUCUUUCUCCUCUUCCUCCUCCCCUCCCCUUUCUCGUCCUCCUCUCCCUCCUCUUUUCCUCAUCUUCCUCCUCUUUCUCCUCUUUCUCCUCCUCUUCCUCCUCCCCCUCCUCUUUCUCCUCUUCCUCCUCUCCCUCCUCUUUUCCUUCUCUUUCUCCUCCUCUUCCUCCUCCCCCUCCCCUUUCUCGUCCUCCUCUCCCUCGUCUUUUUCUCCUCUUCCUCCUCUCCCUCGUCUUUUCCUCCUCUUUCUCCUCCUCUUCCUCCUCCCCCUCCCCUUUCUCAUCCUCCUCUCCGUCCUCUUUUCCCCCUCUUUCUCCUCCUCUUUCUCUGUCUCCUCUUUCGAUUCUCCUCUUCUUCCUCAUCCUCUAUCUCCUCUUCCACUUCCUCCUCAUUGUCUUCCUUUUUCCCGUUUCUCAUCCUCCUCUGUCUCUUCCUUCCUUUGUUCUUUCUCCUUCCCUUCCUCUUCCCCCUCCUCUUUCUCCUCCUCUUCCUCUCCCCCUCCUCUUUCUCCUCCUCUUCCUCUUCCCCCUCCUCUUUGCCCUCCUUAUCAUCUUCCUCCUCCUCUUUCUUGUCCUCCUCUCCCUCCCUCUUUUCCUCCUCUUCCUCUUUCUUCUCCCCCUCUUCUUCAUCUUCCUCUUCUUCAUAUUUAUCUUUUUCCUUUACAUCCUCUUCCUCUUGCUUCUCCUUUUCCACUUCCUCCACCUUUUCUUCCACUUCCUCCCCCUUUUCUUCCUCUUAGCCCUGUUCUUCCUCUUUUUCUCAGCUGAUGUGUUCUGUAGUUCCUCCUCCUCCUCUUGCCCGUGUGUUUCUCUGCUGAUGUGUUGUGUGUCUCCUCCUCCUCCGUCAGCUCCUCCUCCUCUUCCUCCGUCUGCUGCUGUGGAUGGGGGAGUGUCUCUUGUUCCUCCUCUGCUGAGUCAGCAGUCGUGGACUCUUCACACUCAUCAGGCUUUUCUGCUCUUCUGUCUGGCUGUGGGUCCUGGAGAUUUGAGUUUGGAGUGGCUUGUGAAUGGCCGGAGACUGCAGUCUGGCGUCACUGAACACAGACGUGUGGUUUUCAAUGAUGCCGUUGUGCUGAGCAGCUGGAUAAAGGCUGAGGUUCUGAAUGAAGAUGUCCAGUAUGAAUGUAAAGCUCUGUCCAGAACCGGGAACGACACUUCCAGAGUCACGCUACGACCAAUCAGCAGAGAUGAGGCUGGUGUUUGUCACACAGAUGUGGAAGAUUGGAGGACUGCAAUGUCUGAACACAACCAACUCCUGCAGCAGUGGAGGAAAGCCUGGGAAGGCUGUGAUGGACAAGGUGUUCUCUGAAGAGCCUCAUUAUCAUUCAUUAUGACAUCAUUUCCUGACUCCAGGGACAGCAGCUUGGAUGAAAACACACUCAUACAUAAACACAGACACACACACACACACACUGCUCCUGGUCUGCAGAUCACAGAGCCUGUCAGUCAGUGUCCUGAAGAGGAGGACGAGCACAGACUGAUUGAUUGAUUGAUUGAUUGAUUGAUUGAU